Lindgomyces ingoldianus is the source of this 3893-nucleotide messenger RNA. RefSeq lists its product as uncharacterized. The transcript is spliced from 4 exons. Gene Ontology annotation, cellular component: nucleus. Lineage: Eukaryota; Fungi; Ascomycota; Dothideomycetes; Pleosporales; Lindgomycetaceae. The coding region runs from base 121 to 3528 and encodes 1135 amino acids. Gene Ontology annotation, biological process: proteasome-mediated ubiquitin-dependent protein catabolic process. Gene Ontology annotation, molecular function: ubiquitin protein ligase activity. The record is from RefSeq and is a predicted model, not a curated record.
CUUUCCGUACAUUGACAGCCGUCCAGCGUGCCUUCCCGGCUUGGAAGUGCAUGCAGGCCGUCCCUUCCUUCUUCUGAAUUCGUUUCCAUUGCUCUUGUCUAUUUCCUGCAUCCCUCCAGCAUGGACACACGACCGUCGCCAACCCCGCCGGCCGCUGCCCGCCCAAAGAACUCCACCUCGCCCUCGACGCCCUCACAAGUCGCCGGGAGCUCGCAGCAACCAGCGACUAUGCCGUCUGGCUCGAAGCCCCCGAGGGGCACCACGCCGGCAGCAAGUCGGUCGGCUAUCAAGCUCACCGAAGGCAAUAAGCCCGCGCGGCCCUCCAGUAAAGACAGCCUGAAGCAGAAGAUGAUGAAGAAGCCAGAGGAAGCUCCAAGGCUGAGCAAGUCAGAAGAGCAACUAAAAGCUUUGAAGUCCGACUUUGACGGCCUCCGCACCCACAUUACUUGCAAAAUCUGUGAUCGACUCCUCUACGAGCCGUACAUUAUAUCAUGUGGGCACACGUACUGCUACAGCUGCCUCUGCACUUGGUUUCUGAACAACAAGGCUCGAAAAACUUGCCCGGACUGCCGAACGGUAGUGACCCACCCACCCGCGCCUGCCUAUGUCAUCCGAGAGAUGACCCUCAUCUUUGUCAACCGCGCAGAGCUCCUUCCCGCGGGAGAAACGCUAGAGCAGCAUGCCAAAUGGCAGAAAGAAGAGGCAGACGCUGUUCAGCAAGACAAAAACAACACAGAUUCGAAGACUGGUGGGCUCUUCAAAGGUUGCUUCCGUUCAAAUCGUCCUACCCCCUCCCUCCGGGUGGUCCGGGAUCAGGAAGACGGUGUUGAUCGGUGCCCAAUGUGCUCUUGGGAACUUGAAGACGGGGAAUGUGGCCAGUGUGGCCUGACUUUCGACGAUAAUGGAGAGUUGACCUGGGGCGAUAGUUUUGGAGGGUUUAGUGACAUGGACGAAACCUCUGAACGAGACAUGUCAGGCGAGGACCUCGACCCUGAUCUCGAUAUGGAAGAUGGUUAUGAUGGCUAUGACGAGCCUAUAGAUGGGUGGCAAGACUACCUGGGAGACGAAGGCCCCUUCAUGAUGCGACGAUUCCUCGAAACCGGAAUUGCGCCCGGAGCAUAUGGACGCCGGCGGCGAUUGACCCACAGCGAAGCAGGCAGCAGACGGUCAUAUAGUCAAAGCAUCGUCUCAGACAUCUACACGGAUGAGAUGGACACAGUGGAGGAAGAGGAUGAAGAAGGCUUAGACGAAGACUCCUCGAUGAAUGACUUCAUUGAGGAUGGUGAGUCUGGGCCAGCUACGUCACGCGCUGCUUCAUCCACGCCUGCAGAGACUCCACAACCAUCGUCUCUUCAGACUGGAUCACAGAGGCGGGCUCGUCGCAUUGUGGAAUCGGAGGCUUCUUCAAGCAUCGGCAGUGUUCCCGAGGAGGAAGAUGAAGAGGAUGAGGGCCCAAUUCGCCCAGGCAGGCGCAACAUCGCACAGACUCGCAUCCUAAAUCGAGCAAAUGGCGUUCGAAGGCCUAUAGCCCCGCCGUCUUCGGCGUCAGAGACAUCGCUUGAUCAAGACCUCGACGAGGAUACGCGCCGCUUGCUCCAAUCAGAAGGUUGGAUGCUCCAACAUGACGGACCAGAUGACGAUAUGGAUGAGGAUGAUGAGGAUGAUGAUAGUGAUGGCGGAAGAACGACCGUUGGGUGGGAUGCGACCGCGAUUUCAAAUGACAGAGUCCGAAGGGGCGGUUCUCUAACACCUACUGCAGAUCGACCACGGCCUAAUGCCCCAAUCCGUCCGCCCUCUCGAGUGGGCAAUACUCGAUUUCCUGACGCAUCGCGCGGCCUACGACGACGAAGCUCGGUCCUCUCCUCAUCAACAGUCAACUAUGAGGACGGGGAAGCCGACGAUGACGAUUCAGAUCUAGAUCAAGAUGGAGAUCUCACAAUGGCAGCAAUGAACUCUCUACGAUAUCGCCGCUCCCGUGCUCAGAUGCGGCAGUCUGCAGCAUUCUCACAUCCUAGCAGUCGGUUCGCAAACCGCGGCCUCUCCCAAGGGGAUGCCAUUGAUCUUGACACUGAUGACAACUCAGAUACUGCUCAACCAACUAGCGGUCGACGUAUGGCACCUCGAACGCGCCGGCAAGAAUACGAUCCCCGAAUUAGUUGGAUGUUCGCCGACCACCAGCGGGCUCUGCAGGAUUAUCAAAGGCCAGGCUCUCUUCUCGAUCAGGAGCCUCGUUCCACAACACCAAUCGCUCGUCCGCGCACUGCAAACAGGAACCGGCCAAGCCCGGCGCAGCCAGUUUCUCCGUUUAUGCCUCCCGUACCUUCUCGAUUGCGUACUCCUCUAAUGAAUAACUCUUCAAACCAUCCAACUUCGCCCUCUGGACAAACAUCUCCACCCAGUCGCGCCGGCAUUUUCCAAAACAUGCACACAACUGCUGGUUUAGAGAGCCCUCUUAGAGUAGAUCGCGCAGCAUCUGUCGCCUCGAAUAGUACUGCUUCGAGUGCCAUUAAUACCCCUUCUUCCAGCAUCACUUCACUGCCAUCUGCCAAUACCAUUUCCCAGGCGCAGGCUAACGCAGCUGUUGAUAUGAUUGACCGGCCCCCAAGCAGGGUUGGCGCGCGGCCCCCGUCCGCAAACGGACGACGAAACUCAACCGGGUUCUCUCCUGUAUAUCCUGGGUUUCCCCAUCCUAACGUGGGGCUCAACAUUGGCGGUCGUAUUUUCCAACCUCCCCGGCUGGGAAACCCCUGGGGCGCUUUUGUCCAACCUGGUGGUGUGAGGACGCGUAGUUCACGAGCGCAGUUGAGGGAGCAAACAUCAACUGCUACGCUAAGGGCUGUCAACUCGCGGGCGAAUAUAAGAGAUGUGGUCAAUCCAUCCCAGGGCAUGAGAUCACCACCAUCUCGAAUCGAUCUGCGAGCCCAGCCGUCACGCCGCCGUUUGAACAAUCAAUCUUCGACUCGCACACUUCGAGCGAGUGAGCAUGCUCGACCUCCCCAGUCACCUACUGCAAAUACGGGGUCUGCUACAUCUCCUGUCGCCCGUCCAGCUAGAUUCACACCAGAUGAGCGGGAUACCCUUGCCCGUGAGCUCAUCAACAACAGGAUGCGUGCGCUUGGGGGGACAUACCAAACACGUCCUACUCCAGUACGCACAAAUCCCUGGCGGCCCAGCACGUCCCCAGAAGCUGUACCUGUAAACGCCGGACCAGUUGCACCUCAGCACAUCAGAAGCAACUCUAAUGAGUCCAUGGCCUCUAUCGGCUCGUCUGGAACCGCCAGCGGUGCUCCUCCCUCCCCAAAUUUAAACCGACGUCGAAGCAGGCGUGACAUAUCAGUUGCUACAGCCUCGGCUUUCCCCAUCUCGCAAGCCACUUUCUCUCCACCAGCAAAUACCUAUACGAACAGCUACCUCCGAACCCGGCAAGGUUCUCUCACAGGAGGCAGUCCAGCCUACGAGUCACCAAUCAACACCAACACUAGGGGGUUGAGCCCUAUGGUCGCUGCUGGAAACAGUGGUCUUCUCUGAAUACAUUUCCCAUAACCACCAUACCCUCUUUCCUUUACCUUUCAUUUUGGAUCUUGGAGUCAUGGCUGAGCAAAUGAUACCGGAUCGCAUAGGCGGCAUUCAUGAAUGUAUACGACCCCUCAUUCUGUUCCCUGUUCUCUGGCAUUCGUGGCAUUAAAAUGGGUGGGGGCAUUUUGUAUGGGCGUUUAUUGUUUUUUGUGGCAUUGCGCUUAUACCAAUUGGCAUGGCUUUCUGGCUGAACGGAAGUACUUUCUGGACGGGCUUGGGAUGGGUGGGUUUUAUUGGGACGGGCAUAUCUUAGGUAGCUUACUUAUAGCCGGUGGUGGCCGUUUCCACUGGAGUUUAGAGGAAUAUAUCAAGUUUCU